CCUCACUCACUAUCACAAUGAGCUGGCCACCACACACCCGCCCUAUCACAUCUUCUUCAGUUCUUCUCUUUGAAAUUUGUUCACUUUUGUUGAAACCCUCCAAAUAAAUAUAAUACGCAAAUCCAAAAUAAAUUCACAUAUUAAUUUCUGUAUAUACAUCUAUUUAUACUUAUAUAAUAAUAAUAAAAUUAUUAUAUGGAGAUGAGUAUGUCAGAUGAGUUUCUGGGGACGGUGGCCCCUUUAGUUGUAUACUGGGUGUAUUCGGGAUUUUAUAUGUUGUUUUUUGGAUCGGGCGAGAAAUAUCGAUUGCACACUAAAAAAGACGAAGACGAGAAGAAUCUGGUCUCCAAAUCUACUGUUGUGAAAGGCGUCCUCCUUCAGCAGGCCAUUCAGGCUGUGGUGGCCAUCAUCCUCUUCACUGUGACAGGUGAGGAUGCAAAUAGUGCCACCGGUAAACAGCACUCUCUAUUUGAUCUCGGCAGACAGUUGUUGACAGCUAUGGUGGUUUUAGAUACUUGGCAGUAUUUUAUGCAUCGCUACAUGCAUCAAAACAAGUUCCUGUACCGCCAUCUCCAUUCUCAGCAUCACCGCCUGGUCGUCCCGUAUGCUUUUGGAGCUCUUUACAACCAUCCGUUGGAGGGGCUCUUAAUGGACACCGUUGGCGGAGCUUUGGCUUUUCUUCUCUCAGGCAUGUCCCCUCGAUUCUCUAUCUUCUUUUUCUCCUUUGCUACCAUCAAAACCGUCGAUGAUCAUUGCGGGUUAUGGCUUCCCUGGAAUCUUUUCCAAAUCUUGUUCACAAACAAUUCCGCAUACCAUGAUGUACACCACCAGCUUUAUGGCACCAAAUUUAAUUACUCCCAGCCUUUCUUUGCUGUGUGGGAUAAAAUUCUUGGGACUCAUAUGCCCUUUUCACUUGAAAAGCGAGAGGCCGGCGGUUUUCAAGUAAGACCUAUUAAAGUUGUCAAGGAUAAUUGAUUAGAUUCACUUCUUUUCUUUUCUAGGUUUAUAGGAUAUGUAUCGUUAUGUCCGCAUACUUUCUUUAUUUGUCGCACCAUGUAUUAUAUAGUGUGUUCAAAGAUAAUUAUUUUCUCUAUUUGAGGCCAUGUAAAUUGAGUUAAAACCCUUGUUUGUAACAUUGGCAUUACAUUUAUUGGAAUUUUUUUGCAUAUUA
This is a messenger RNA of Erigeron canadensis, 1171 nucleotides long. RefSeq names its product sphinganine C4-monooxygenase 1-like. Gene Ontology annotation, molecular function: oxidoreductase activity; iron ion binding. The record is from RefSeq and is a predicted model, not a curated record. Gene Ontology annotation, biological process: lipid biosynthetic process. The coding region runs from base 196 to 975 and encodes 259 amino acids. NCBI's taxonomy places the organism in Eukaryota, Viridiplantae, Streptophyta, Magnoliopsida, Asterales, Asteraceae. The transcript is spliced from 2 exons.